AUGGCUCAUGGGUUUAUUCCAUCUCAAGUUGAAGGCAAAGAGAUUUUUGAUGAAUUGAUAGGGAGAUCUCUUCUACAAAUUAUUACUGAUAAAGGUGCUCGCCCCACCUAUUAUUAUCCCUCUCCACGUUAUGCACCACGUUAUGCACGAGAUGAAUUGUUUUCUGUGUCAGGUUAUAGAGUUUGUAAGAUGCAUGAUCUCAUCCAUGACCUUGCACAAUUUGUUAUUGGAGAUGAGUGCUCCACAUUGCCUGAAAGUAACGAAUUGAAGAAAAUUUCAAAAAGGACCCGUCAUUUCAUAUUAAAUCGUGAUGUAGAGUAUGAUAUGAGUGAUCACGCCCCUAGGGCUCGCACUGCAUUACUUGUCGGAAGAAACUUCAUUGGGUUGUCAAAGUUGAAGUUGCUCAGAGUGUUACAGUUGGAUUGUGUGUCUACAUCAAUAGAAUGUUUGCACCAUCUAAGAUAUCUCAAUCUUUCUAAUACUGACAUAAGCGAACUACCAGAAUCAAUCUGUAUGCUUAUAAAUUUGCAAACAUUGAACAUGAAUCAUUGUUAUUGUCAUACUAAACUUCCCAUGAGCAUAGUAUACAUGAACAAAUACACUAUCGUAAAGAACGCAGAGAACAAGAUAGGAGAGUUAAAGCAUUGGAAUCUUGAUGGUAAACUUGUGUUGUAUGGCCUCCACAAGGUGAAGAAUGUGGAUGAGGCAAAAGAAGCUAAUAUGAGUAGUAGACAAAACAUUAACUCAUUGUCCUUUUCUUGGGGUUGGGGAGCAUCAGUGGAAAAUGCAGAACAAGUGUUGGAAGCCCUGAAACCUCACGUUUUUCAACAUGGAUUAGAGACGGACAGCAACUUCAAAAUCUGCAUGGAUGGCAUCAAAUACAUAAUUAAUAAUCGUAUUGACAAUGCAUUAUCUGUUGAUGCUGAGGUUGCUGGACAUUUGAGAACAGCAAGACUUUAG
Dioscorea cayenensis subsp. rotundata (Guinea yam) is the source of this 960-nucleotide messenger RNA. Its product is annotated as putative disease resistance protein RGA1. Gene Ontology annotation, biological process: defense response to other organism. NCBI's taxonomy places the organism in Eukaryota, Viridiplantae, Streptophyta, Magnoliopsida, Dioscoreales, Dioscoreaceae. Gene Ontology annotation, molecular function: protein binding. The coding region runs from base 1 to 960 and encodes 319 amino acids. The transcript is spliced from 4 exons. The record is from RefSeq and is a predicted model, not a curated record.